CAGUGUACAACAGACGUUUAGAGUGUUUUGAUGAUACUUUUCUAUCAAUACGUGGAAAGUAUCAAUAAGCACUGGUGUUAAGUGUGUUUGCAAACGUGAUUACUUUUUUUUUACAAACUAGUUAAUGUUAUAGGGGAAGAACAGAAUGUUGUAAAGGUUGUAGCGGCGUUUUUCAUAACCUCGAAAACCAGCAACGAGCUAUACUUUCGUGCAGAUAAGAAUGCCGCCAACAAAGAAGACUGAUUUGGACAAAUUAGCAUGGGCUUGGGUAGAAAGUGUUUUACCAGAACGAAUAGAAACUGUACAUUUGGAAACUGCUUACAGAAUAGGUUUAAAAACAUGUAAAAAUUGCAAACGCAAUUGCACAAAUAAUCCGCAAUGUCUAACAGGACUAGGGGAGGAAAAGUAUCUGAAAUCGCAACCUGUAGAAGUAAUGUCUUUAGAAAGUUCUUUAUCGGAAUUACGAGAUCCUACGGAGUAUGUUGGGUUAAAGAAUCUAGGUGCAACUUGUUAUGUUAACAGUCUAAUUCAAAUGUGGUUUCACAAUGAAGAUAUGAGGAGGAUAAUAUACAAAUGGAACAUCACAGACGAUCCGGAAGAACGGGAGGCUGUAUGUCAAGCUAAGAAGGGAGGGCUACCAUUUCAUCCAGUGACGGCGGUUGGGCAGUUGCAAUACAUAUUCGCAAUGAUGCAAUUUGGGAAUCGUCGUCUCCUUGAUCCAAUGAAUCUUGCUGUUGCGUUGUCUUUGGAUACUAGAACUCAACAGGACGCACAGGAAUUCUCCAAGCUACUCCUCUGCCAUAUCGAAGGGAAACUGCAACAAACCGCAGAACUGAAGGAGAUGCUGCAGACGCUGACUCAAGGGAAAUACAGCUAUAUCAAUUGUUGUUCGAAAUGCGGUACCGAAUAUCCGACAUCCACUACAUUCUACGAAUUGGACCUGCAGCUUGCAGCUACCCUGAAGGAGGCUGUAGAGAAAUACUUGUCCGUGGAACAACUAACCGGACCAAAUCAAUAUCAUUGCGUUACCUGCAAUGACAAAAAGGAUGCGCGUCGUUUUAUACGCUUGGAAUCCCUCCCAGAAACGUUAAACAUACAAUUGAUGCGUUUCGUCUUUCAUAGAGAUUCUGGGCAGAAAAGAAAGCUGAAUUCUUUUAUACAGUUUCCAGAGGAUCUUGAUAUGUCUGAAUAUGUAAGAUGUCCGCCGCAAUCACAGUUGUACAGUCUUGUCGCGGUUCUGAGUCAUAAAGGUUCAUCCGCGCAUUCGGGCCAUUACAUCGCCAAUAUAUGUAAUUCGAAUGGAGAGUGGUAUCAAUUUAGCGAUGAUAAAGUCGAGAAAAUGCAGAACAAAAGAAUCGAAGACGGUGUUAACGAAACUACGAAGAUCGUUAGGCGAGGGCGUAUACCAAAAGGUUGUCUUUCCUCAAAUACCGCGUACAUGUUAGUGUAUAAAAAAGUUACGGUCGAAUGGCGGAUGAGCAACUGGAAGAAAGCAAAAUCGAAGAAGGGGGAAAUAGAAACAAACAAUCAUAACACGGAACAUAACAUGUUUAUCGAUAAAGAGAAACCGGACUCGUCGGACGAAGGACAGCGUAAAAACGGACCAGAUUCUACGGUGUCCGAUUCGAGUGGCCCCGAUGAAGUAGUGGAGCUGGACACAGAAAAUAAAAUGGACGCCGAAACCGAAGCGUUGUCUUCUCAAGACAUUACUGUACAGGAAAAGAUAACGUCUAUGAUGCUGGAUUCCAAUAUCGACGAACACAAUGGUAAACACUACGAGUCUGAUAACAAAGAGGAUCAACACGAUGCACAAAUUAAGAAACCGUUCGCAAAUAACACAAAACUAGAUUACAAACAGUUGAAUGGCGCUGCGCAUAGAGCUAUGAGCUGCGGGGAACGUGAUUUUUACGAGGAAAUGGAGUUCGAGAGUUGGGAGGUCAGUCCAACGCUUCGCGAUUUAGUGAGGCAAGAAAACGUGAAGCACGAGUUAAGUUUAUUGGCCAUUCAGCAAGAGAAACAAAAGGAGAUCGAAGAUCAGAACUUGAAGAGGCAGCUCAUUAUAGAUGUGUAUAAUAUUGUUUCCAACGCGGUCACGUGGGAGAAAUAUCAGUGGAUUCCAACCGAUUGGUUGUCGAAAUGUCUUACUGGUCAUUCAUGCUCCGACGGAGUGCCACCGAUCGACAAUUCCAGCCUAAUGUGCUCGCAUUAUCGACUCGAUCCCCUAAAGGUGAACCGUGCCAAGUGUCUACCUGUACUAGCCGCGGAAAUGAUCUACGCGAAAUAUCGCGGGGGGCCACGAUUGAAUCAGAACUCUCUCUGUGAAAUUUGCGUGAAACGUCGAUACAAAUUGCUACGUUUCAAACUGUCGCUCGAACGCGAUCACAAGGAGGUGAACGAGCUUGUGCGGAAUUUCAAAGAUCCAACUGAGACGAGUUACAUCGUGGGCGCCGACUCCUUGAAGUCCUGGCGGAGACUCGCGAUGGAGAAGUUCACGGAGGAUUUGGAACACGAAAUAGAAGAAGAGGACUGUCAAGGGCCGAACGGUCCUCGAAUCGAUACCAAACCGGCGAGCAAAGAAAGCGAGGGAUCGAAGGAUGUCGAGGAAAGCGAAAAGAACGAAGUCAUAAUCUACUUCAACGAGGAUCUGCUUUGUGAGCACAAUUCGCUGAAGACGCCCGACUCUUCGAGAAAAGUUGUGCCCUGCGAAGCCUGGAUCAUUCUACGGAAAUAUUUCCCGGAGUCUAAGGAAUAUCUGAUCGGUUCUGCGUCCUGUUCAAUUUGCGAAGAAAAGAUGGAGAACGCGCAAAGAGCGAAGAAAGAUGUAAAGAUAAAAGCGAAACAGCAAAAGGACGAGCUGAACGAGUUGUACCAUGGCAGAAACAGAAACGAGAUACUGAAAUGCGAGGAUCCGGAGAAGAAGUUCUACAUCGUGGAGAAGAGCUUCCUGGACAGUUGGCGUUCCUUCGUUCGGUACGCUGAAGUGUUCUCGAAAGCACCGCCAGUUGGCGUUCGAAACGCCACGCUUCUCUGCGAGCCACACAAAGGGUUUCUGUAUCCACCCACGAUUAACAACGAAUUAUAUUCCGUGGUAACUGCCGAGGAGUGGUCAAAGUUGAUGCAGUUUUACGACGUCGACUAUCCAGUCAUCAUCAAGAAGAGUGGCUGCGAGUUUUACACAGAUCCGA
Messenger RNA from Colletes gigas, 3185 nucleotides. Its product is annotated as ubiquitin carboxyl-terminal hydrolase 48-like. The annotation marks the transcript as partial. Gene Ontology annotation, biological process: protein deubiquitination. The record is from RefSeq and is a predicted model, not a curated record. The transcript is spliced from 13 exons. Gene Ontology annotation, molecular function: cysteine-type deubiquitinase activity; cysteine-type endopeptidase activity. NCBI's taxonomy places the organism in Eukaryota, Metazoa, Arthropoda, Insecta, Hymenoptera, Colletidae. Gene Ontology annotation, cellular component: nucleus; cytosol.